Molecule: messenger RNA, 1857 nt
Organism: Fundulus heteroclitus (mummichog)
Lineage: Eukaryota; Metazoa; Chordata; Actinopteri; Cyprinodontiformes; Fundulidae
Exons: 10
Coding region: 135-1517 (460 amino acids)
Biological process (GO): synaptic transmission, glutamatergic; monoatomic ion transport; modulation of chemical synaptic transmission
Cellular component (GO): postsynaptic membrane; plasma membrane; dendritic spine
Molecular function (GO): AMPA glutamate receptor activity; transmitter-gated monoatomic ion channel activity involved in regulation of postsynaptic membrane potential
Source: RefSeq, a predicted model, not a curated record
GCAUUCUGCAGCACUCAGUUCCUCCCACACCCCUCAGGACCUGUGAUUGUCUUUCAUACAGAAGUCCCAGUUUUAAGCCUCUUUAAAAGAGCUCAGAAAAAAAAAACAGUCAUUCUUUCCAGCUCUGUGUGAAAAUGAGAGUCAUGUUGGCUUUGGUUUGUGUGACAACCCUGACUGCCUGGAUCCAUUCUGCAGAUGCCAGGGAAUUAUCCAUUACCACAAUAAAGGAUGAACCGUACGCCAUGAGUAAGGGCUUUCAGUUAGAGGGCUACUGCAUUGACCUGAUUUCAGAGCUUUCCAAGAUGCUGGGCUUUAAGUACAAAGUCCAUCUGGUCAAGGACAACCGAUAUGGAGCCAUGGAUUCCAGUGGGAACUGGAACGGUAUGAUUGGGGAGAUAAUCAGAGGGGAUGCCGACCUGGCUGUGGCUCCACUGACUGUAACCUCUGUCAGAGAACGCUUUGUGGACAUGACCACCCCCUUCAUCCAAACUGGACUUGGCUUCAUAAUGCGUAAAAACGCUGACUCUGAGGACAAUUCCUUCAGCCUACUGUCACCGUUCUCCACAGAGAUGUGGAUUGGUGUUCUCAGUGCUUUCCUGCUAACUGGACUCUGUGUGUUCUUAGUUGGCAGAAUUAGCCCCAUGGAAUGGGCCGAGCCAGAAACCGAUGAGCACAGCUUUACUCUGCUGCACAGUUUCUGGUACAUCACAGGAGCUCUGACCCUGCAAGGUGCUGGUCCUCACCCUAAAGCUCUGUCUGGACGUGUGGUGAGCGCCAUCUGGUGGAUAUUUGCUGUGUUGCUGCUCGCCUGCUACUUUGCCAACUUUAACUCUAUGCUCCACUCCAAGAGCAAACAUAUUUCUAUCACAACCUUCGAGGACCUGGCCAACCAAGACGUGAUUGAUUAUGGAACAGUUGAAAACGGAUCCACCAUGCUCUUCUUUAAGAAUUCUAACAACCCUGUGUACCGCCGCAUCCACCAGCACAUGGAGCGUAAAAGGAGCUAUGUGGCCACAAUGCAGGAGGGGGUUCGCCUCGCCCAGGAGGGGAACUUUGCCUUCAUCGGUGAAGCCGUGUCCCUGGACCUGGCUGUGUCCCGUUACUGUAAACUGACACGUUCCCAGGAAGUAAUCUCCAUGAGGUCAUACAGCAUAGCUGCACCUCUGGGUUCUCCACUGAUGAAGAACCUGAGCAUCGCCAUUCUCCAGCUUAGUGAAUCAGGUGAGUUGACACACCUUCGGGAGAAGUGGUGGGCCAGCAGCUGUAUCGGUUCUGAUGAGGCACAUGCGUCUGAGGCAUUGAAGCCUCAUGACCUGCAAGGCCUCUUCCUGCUCCUAGGACUGGGCCUGGGCAUAGGGCUGCUGCUGGCCCUUCUCGAGCUCUUAUCCAGGGCCCGUAACCGAGCUAAGGAUGGAAAGAAAUCCUGCUGUGCAGUGCUGACAUCCGAGCUAAACCAGCGGUUUAGCAGUGGAGGAGAGGUAGUAGAGCAGGAGAUCUCUGACAAAAACAAAGCAUGAAGCAAAUCUUCAUGUUGACCACUAAAAUGGAGGCAUUACCUAUAUGGAGAAACUGGCUGUUCUGUUAACUUUCUGUUCCACUGUAGUCACACAUGCAUGUUUCCAUUUAAUACAUUUUGUAUUUUUGUAGAGCAUCCUGAGGUGAGAUAGUUUUGGGAUUAAUAAUGUAUCAUUGAAUUAAAUUGAAUUACUCUGAACACUAACCUUGCCAGAUAGUUUUUGUUUUACUUUAUAAAUGUCCAUGCUAUGCUCCUAAUAUACCACAGUUAUUUUUUUCAUAUCAAAACUGCUGGUUUCUGUUUCCCUGGACUGUUCAAAUAAACGUUCCUCUCUUUUAAAA